This is a messenger RNA of Salvelinus namaycush (lake trout), 2899 nucleotides long. RefSeq names its product protein zer-1 homolog. Lineage: Eukaryota; Metazoa; Chordata; Actinopteri; Salmoniformes; Salmonidae. Gene Ontology annotation, cellular component: Cul2-RING ubiquitin ligase complex. Gene Ontology annotation, molecular function: protein binding. The record is from RefSeq and is a predicted model, not a curated record. The transcript is spliced from 16 exons. Bases 278 to 2587 code for a protein of 769 amino acids.
CAGAUGAACCGGAAAAGGAGCUUGUUUUGUUGACAUCAGACGAACACGAAAGAAUAUAAAUGAUAAAACAAUAAAUGAAUUGAAUCAACCAAAGAAUGCUAAGCUUCUUGUAGAUCUAACCCCGGAGUUAGGGAGAUCUUGAGCACACACUGCCUCUUCUGUGACCACCUCAUCUAUCCCGAUGCCUACCCUUUGAGAGCUGCCUGGCACCUACCUCCUGAGGCCACCUGCUUUGCCCUGUUGUCAAACAGAGGGGAAGUGAGAAGCAGCAGCCGACAUGGCAGCCAAGGCAGGGGACAACCCCGACAGCCUCAUGGCACUGACCACAGCCUUCUGCCUGAGGAACCUGAGGAGGACCAUGUGCUACCUGGGAGAGAGGAACAAGCUCUGCCUGCGCUCAGACAUCUUCCUGCCCAGCGAGAUCUGUGACAAGCUGGUCAACACAUACAUGGAGCUGGUCCAUAUGGACAGUAACUUUGAGCCGCAGGACGGCUUCUUCCAGCUGUUCUCGGACCCGCACAGCACCAGGCUCACCCGGGUACAGCUGAGGGAGGACUUUGUGCGUGACAGGGACCUGGAGGCCAUUGGGAAACAGGACUUGAUAGAGCUCCACCUCACCUACUGCAACAACCUAUCAGCUCACAGCCUCAGGACUUUAACUAGAUUCCGCCAGACCCUGGUCUCCCUCAGCCUGUUCGGCUGCAGCCGCAUCUUCUAUCGCAAGGGUGGUGCCCCACUGGCAUGCGACGAGGAAGAGGAGGAAGAUAGGCCGGCCUCCAGACAGGCACUGGACACAGACUUCAGCUUCCAGGGCUUCAACCGGCUGCGGCUGCUCAACCUCGGGGGUCUGCCUGAGGAGGUGGACGCUGAGGCUCUGCUCAAGCCCCUGCCGGCCCUCACCUCCCUAGACCUGUCCGGGGUGCCGCUACCCAAGGCUGCCUUCCUGGCCCACUGGAAGGAGAGGCUGGCCUCGCUAGUGCUCUACAAUGUGGACCUCUCCGAGGAGCUAAUCAACACGGUGGUGGAGCUGGGACACCUCAGGCACCUGGAUAUCUCCAGAGAGCGCACCUCCAAGUGCAAGAUGACCCGUAAGAUCCUGACGGCCAUUGUGCAGGGCCUAGUCAACCUGGUGUCACUGGACAUCUCAGGUCAUAUCAUGCUGGACAACUGCACAGUCCCACACUUCGAGGAGGCCAUGGGACGUCCAAGUAUCGAGCCCUGCAAGAGCAGCAUCUACCCUUUCCAGGAGCUAAAGAGGCCUCUGCAGUUUCUGGGGCUCUACAACACCACCCUUUGUAAUGUGACACACAUCCCUGCUUACAAGGUCACAGGCUCUAAGAAUGAAGACCAGGUCCUGAAUGCCAUCGAGGUCUACACAGAGUUCCGCCCGGAGCUGGCCCACCGAGCCAUCAACCAGCUGUUUGAUAUCGCCAGGAUACAGCACUGCAGCCAGCUACUGCGGGCACUGCAGCUGGUGAUCGCUGCACUGAAGUGCCACAAGUACGACAAGAGCAUCCAGGUGACGGGCAGCGCGGCCCUCUUCUACUUGACCAACACAGAGUACCGCAGUGACCAGAGUGUGCGGUUGCGUCGGCAGGUCAUCCAGGUGGUGCUCAACGGCAUGGAGCAGUACCAGGAGGUCACGGUCCAGAGGAACUGCUGCCUGACGCUGUGUAACUUCAGCAUCCCUGAGGAGCUGGAGUUCCAGUACGGCCGGGUCAACCUGCUGCUGCUGAAGAUCCUGGAGCCAGCCCGGCAGGAUGAGUCCAUCCAGCGCAUCGCCGUGCACCUCUGCAACGCCCUGGUCUGCCAGGUGGACAACCACCACAAGGAGGCUGUGGGCAAGAUGGGCUUUGUCAAGACAAUGUUGAAUCUCAUCCAGAAAAAGCUACAGGACAGGAUGUGUGACCAGGUGAUGGAGUUCUCCUGGAGUGCCCUGUGGAACAUCACUGACGAGACGCCAGACAACUGUCAGAUGUUCCUUAACUGCAAGGGCAUGAGCCUCUUCCUGGACUGCCUGAAGGAGUUUCCAGACAAGCAGGAGCUCCACCGUAACAUGCUGGGGCUGCUGGGUAAUGUGGCAGAAGUGAGGGCUCUGCGACCACAACUCCUCACCCCACAGUUCAUCUCUGUCUUCAGUAACCUGCUGGACAGCAAGGCAGAUGGGAUUGAGGUGUCCUAUAAUGCGUGCGGGGUGCUGUCCCACAUCGUGUUUGAUGGGCCAGAGGCGUGGGCCAUGGAAGAGCCACUGAGGGACACGGUCAUGGACAAGAUGAUGGACGCUAUCCAGAGCUGGGACGUCACCUCCCGCCGGAAUAUCAACUACAGAUCCUUUGAACCCAUCUUGCGCCUGCUGCCCCAGAGCGUCGCCCCAGUCAGUCAGCACUGGGCCACGUGGGCACUCUUCAACCUGGUGUCGGUCUACCCGAGUAAGUACUGCCCUCUGCUGAUAAAAGAAGGAGGGAUUGUUCUCCUGGAGAAGGUGCUGGAGCUCCAGACAUCACAUGAAGAGACCAAGGACAUGGCGCGGAAGGUGAUGGAGCAGUGUGAGAACUUCAAAGAAGGCCCCAUGGAAACGACGAGGUAGACAACGGCCAACAGAGGACAACGGCCAACAGACGACGACGUCAGGGGAGCAGUACCGCUAGACGAACAAAAAAGGCAAAACUUCAUAGGAAUCCUUCACUAUAUUCUCACCUCAAGUGUCAAUUGUGUGCAUCAAUUUACUGUAGAGCAGAGCAACUGUUCUUUGCCUCUCAGCCAGGCUUUUUGGACAGAACCUUGUUAUGCGACACUAUUAGGAAGUUGAGAUGUGGUGCACCGAGUUUGUGUGUGUCUGUGUGUGUUUGCGCGUGUGUGUGUGUGUUAUUUGUGUUGCACAUGAUAAGCAUAAUUUGUA